GCAUUCUCCCGAUAUAUACUGAACGUGACGCGAGAUUUUGCUCAUCAGUCGCGAGAAUUUGCUUUUUGGGGGUCGAGUAGUGAUACCACGCUUCAACGGCUACGGUCACUACAGUUUUCUACAUAAAACGAAAUAAAGGUUAAAAAAAAAAAACGAGAGGGAAAAAAGUACUUGUUGGGAAAAAGAGAGACGGAGACACGGUGCGAUUAGGGCGGAACAAAGACAGAGGGGGAAAGAGAUAGAGACGGAAGAACCAUAGGGAACAUUCGUACUCUCCACAGUUCCGUCGGUUCAGUCACACUGCGUCACUUAACCGAGCGAGUUCGCGGUCGUUUCUCUUUCCUUUCGGACUCGUUGACCACUCUCUUUUUUAUUUUCUUAUUUCUGUCUUCUCCCGUGUUUCAAACCUGUCUCAUUCCUUUAUUUCCCCUUUCGUUUUCGUUCAUUUUGUCUAAAGAAUAUAAUAAUAUUCGCGAUUGUUCUCUCAUGAGUACGAACGUUUAAUCUUGGGAAAGCGACGUCGGACGUUUUUAACGACGUUUCACUUUUUUCGUACCGGUGUUCGACGAACAUCCAAGGGGUGCACGUGAACCGACAGAGUCAAUCCGACUGCGAAGCGUUUGUGUUCCUCAUUGAUCGAUCAUCUAUCGGAUUGAGAAGAGGCCGUCUUACUAUUGCUACUAUAGUUCGAGUGGCGAACAGGAUCGGAAGACGCAGUCAUGAACGGGAUUUCCAAUCAGUGCGCGAAAAUCAAGGACCUAAGUAUAUACGACGACGAAGACGACCACAAGAUGAAAAUAAAAAAGCCGGGACCAAUAAGAACUGUUUCCUGGUCGGAGAGCGUCGAGGAGAGCAAUUUGGAUGUACCGGGGACGCCCAGAACUCCACGAACUUCCACCACGCCAGGACAUGAAAAAUGUACCUUUCAUCACGAUUUGGAGCUAGACCAUAGGCCACCCACGCGCGAGGCUCUACUUCCGGAAAUGUCACGGAGUUACAAGCUACUUUUGAGCUCACUUGGCGAGGAUCCUGAUCGACCAGGUCUUUUAAAGACUCCGGAACGUGCUGCGAAAGCCAUGCUGUUUUUCACCAAAGGUUACGAUCAAAGCAUCGAUGACGUUAUAAACGACGCGAUAUACGAUGAAGAUCACGACGAGAUGGUUGUAGUGAAGGAUAUCGAGAUGUUCUCCAUGUGCGAGCAUCACUUGGUACCGUUCUACGGAAAAGUCUCGAUCGGCUACCUACCAUGCAAGAAGAUCCUUGGGCUGAGCAAAUUGGCCAGAAUCGUAGAGGUCUUCAGCCGACGACUUCAGGUUCAAGAACGUCUUACCAAACAAAUUGCAUUAGCUGUAACGAAAGCGGUGCAACCAGCGGGAGUGGCUGUGGUCGUCGAAGGAGUGCACAUGUGUAUGGUAAUGAGAGGAGUUCAGAAAAUAAACAGCAAGACGGUUACGUCAACGAUGCUCGGCGUGUUCCGGGACGAUCCAAAGACUCGCGAGGAAUUCCUUAAUUUGAUCCACAACAAAUAAACUUCUUUCAUCGGACCGUCGAAGCAUAUAUCUUUUUCGUUAUUGGCCAAGGGACCAGUCUAGAAUGGCCCCGAUACGAUUCUUGUUCAAACGUUUUUGUCAUACUGCUACCUCACUACAAAAGUCGUCCAAAAAAGAAAAGACAAUUGUUGAUUUGACGGCAAGCUUCUUUGUAACAUUCCUUUUAUUUUUUUAAGGAAAACAUUAUUUUGUAUGCGCCAACGUUAUAAAAAAUUAACAGGAUUAACUGUCGACCAUAGUUAUCGUAACGGAACGACUAAUAACACAGAUUGGACGAUGUUGUCUAAGACGUCUUUGAACAAGGCGUUCUUAAACUGCUGAUCGAAUGACACAGAGACAAUAUGGUAGUUACAUACCGAAACUUUACGUAAGUUCUACAAACUGCUGGUAAUACUUCUAGUACGUGAGAGAAAAAAGGAACUUACAGAUCGUUUCGCAAAACGACAACGCAUAUGCUUGAGAAAGCGUGUGAUAUUUUCCUUAAGGGAACCCGAAACUUCACUAAAAACAUAUUAAUAACAUUACCAUGCUGCUGGAUCAGCUGUAAUUAUCCGUUCGAUUAAUGUUAUACUUUGCAAAUAUUUUUGUAAUGUUAUUGAUGUAUUCAGGAAAUAGGCGAAUAACAUUCGAUUCGGCGUCCUUCGGUAAUGCAACUGCGUCAAAUAUGAAAAUGCACUUAUGAAAUACCGAAAUCGAGGCUUUUCGAUCGGCAUGAACUGAACGAUUGCCAGGACGCUUUCAACCAAUGGCCUCGUGACUCGUGACAAUACGUAUUUUAGAUUCUAUACUAGCGAUUCUGUGUAAAAAAAUGUUCGCAUCGUGAUGCAGCAUGCUGAUCGAGAAACACAGAUUAGCCCUAUUAUAUCUUGAAAGCAAAUGCUCACGGCGAACAAAUAAUAAAUUCCUCCGAUUUCGUUUCCGUUUCCAGCUUGUAAAACGUUAACAGCCAUACGUCUUACAACACGAAACGUUUUAAAAAGUUUCGUACUUGUCUUUACAUUCUGUUAUCGUGAUUCCUUCUACUAUUUUUGAGUGUCUUAUCAAAGAAGUGCAACUACUCGUUACUUAACGAAUUUUAAUACUCGAUUGACAUUUAUAUCUCUGUAAUCUUUAUUAAGAAUGUAUAAAAAAUUUCGUAAAAGAAAGCAGUGGUUUCGACGCACAAUUUUUCAGCCAUACAA
Molecule: messenger RNA, 2731 nt
Organism: Bombus impatiens (common eastern bumble bee)
Lineage: Eukaryota; Metazoa; Arthropoda; Insecta; Hymenoptera; Apidae
Gene: Pu
Product: GTP cyclohydrolase 1
Exons: 6
Coding region: 720-1529 (269 amino acids)
Biological process (GO): tetrahydrobiopterin biosynthetic process; tetrahydrofolate biosynthetic process
Cellular component (GO): cytoplasm
Molecular function (GO): zinc ion binding; GTP cyclohydrolase I activity; GTP binding
Source: RefSeq, a predicted model, not a curated record